AUUCGAUUUUGGUCGAAAGUCGAAGUCGACUUUGCCAUCUCUAGUUUGAGAUUUCUAUUUUCAAGAUAAAUUAGUGUUGAAUAACACAGUAUAUAUUGAAUAAUAAACUUGCAGGUAACAAAAUGCGAUUUUCUCAGAAACUGUAUGCACAGCAUUUAGGGUGGACUUUCAAGAAACAUUGGAGUACACAGUGCAAAAAAGUACCGCGGGAUACCGGAGCUGCUACCGAUUUAAAGAAAAUUGGAUUUUUCAUUAAGGACGAUUAUUGGAUAUCGGGCCUUAAAACACAUUUUAGCCAGGAAAAGUUGAAAGGUGGUACACCAAAAUCGCCACAAGAAAGUGGGACAAUGCCCGAUUGGCAGUUAAAACCAUGUCAUGUGUUUAGUAACAAAAAUGUUAUGCUUGAAGGCAUAGAGCAAGCGCAGUUGCUUACAAAGUCCAUUAAAAUUUCUGGUUUACCACAAAGCAUUCAGGAUACUAUCAAAGAUGUAACACUGACUGGAACAUUAGAACGCAGUGUAAAAGAAGCAAUUUUGUCUUCCCAUCUCUUCUGUGCCCAUCAAGAGAAAUUAAGCAAAGAAGGGAUCCAAUUAAGGCCAGAAUAUAAUUUACCCCGAGAGUAUGGUUCACCUAAAGAGCGCAAAAUUUCGAUACUGGUGAACAAACUUCUGUCAGAGUGCGACAAAUAUGGAGGCCGGAUUGUGAGUUCACAACGUCGUUUGAUUGAUCAAGUAUACUUCAGAGUAACUGUGCCAAAAAAUGAUGACUUAUUGCAAUUUUCAGUAAAUGCACAAAAGGUAAUUACGUCACAGCGACCUAUUGAGGCCGUAAAAGAAAAACAUGAUUCUCAACUGCCGGAUAUGCAUCCUAUUAAUUGUACUAUAUCUAUGCCAAAGCAACAUAUUUACCAUCUUGAAACAGUAUAUCCAUUUCAGAAUAACAUAACCACCUUCCACCCUCAUACAAUAUUUGCAUAUUUCGAUAAAGAGAAAGUAAGAAAUGUGCAUGAUAUAGAUGUGAAUACAUCCCAGUUUCAAAGUCGCACCAUGCUUAAAGCUUUCUGUGUAGCCGCAGCCCGUGCCAAACAGCUCUAUGGGGAUUCAGCAUUAGACAGUAUUCCCCGGCCUAUUGUGGUUCAAAGUAUACAUACUGAUGGACGGACCUUCCACUUCGGUGUAUUUCAGCUAAAUACUCUAAGCAUUAAUAAUUUAGAAGGAGUGAAAAAUUUCUGGUUUCAUGAAAACAAUCAAAACCUUUUCCAGAUAUGCCAGUAUGUUUCGGGGAAACCGGUUCUGGAAGGAUUCAAUAAGAAUGUAUUUAAGUACAUUUAUGCAUUUUAUAGAAAUUCAUAACUAUGCACUAAUAUCAGUAUUUAUGUUUGUUUAUUAAUUUCGAGGACAUGAAAAUAUGUAGUCCCGACAUCAACUAAUUGUUCAUUAAUAAAAAUCGAUGUAAUAAACCUGUUCCAGGUACUCCACGAUUUGCUGUUCCCGUACGACACUUUACAUAAGGUUUGUUAAUGGUAAAAAUAGCUUUUCUUGUAAAUCCUUCAAAUCUUGAAGUACCUGGUGCAGGUUUCGAUAUAUUCAAAUCCAUGAA
Messenger RNA from Rhagoletis zephyria (snowberry fruit fly), 1599 nucleotides. It is a transcript of the gene mRpL37, whose product is annotated as mitochondrial ribosomal protein L37. Gene Ontology annotation, molecular function: structural constituent of ribosome. Gene Ontology annotation, biological process: translation. The record is from RefSeq and is a predicted model, not a curated record. Gene Ontology annotation, cellular component: mitochondrion; ribosome. NCBI's taxonomy places the organism in Eukaryota, Metazoa, Arthropoda, Insecta, Diptera, Tephritidae.